UUUUAUAUAUAUAUAUUAAUAUACAAUAAUAUAAUGUCUACUUCUACACCGACAUCAGAUACAGAUAUCAAAGCACCUCGUACUCCAUCUUUUUCUCUCUCGUUACCAUUUGGAGCCCAACCGGAUAUUAUUCGUGCCAAUCAGAAAGAUGUAUAUUAUCAAUCUAUUUUACAAGAGCAAAUAUCUAGUGUAUGUCAACAAUUUCUAGGUGCACGAAGACAACACCAAUGGCAAAAGGAGAUCAAUACUGUAUCUGACUUUUGUUAUUAUGGAUUGACAACUUUACUAGGUACUCAAACAUUGGGUGAAGAAUAUUGCGAUCUUGUUCAAAUCAAUCAAUAUGCCGAUGUUUAUCCUGGUUUUUUGCGACGAACAAUACUUGUAUUUGUACAGACAUUAUUGCCAUAUAUAUAUACACGUGGAAUUACUGAAAUCAAGAAACAAGGUCAACAACGUCGUUUACGUCCUGGGCAUCAGCGUGAAGAAGGAAAUGUAGAACUGGAUACGAUACCAAUGAAAAAAAGAAUUCAACAAUUUGUACAAAAUACCUUACCUACUUUGCAGGAAUUUGUGUUAAAAAACGUUCGACCUAUGCAUUUGGCCAUCUUUUACUUUUUUGGUGCUUACUAUAAUUUCUCCAAAAGAUUGACUGGGAUUCGUUAUUUAUUUACACGACAAUUAGGACCCAAUGAACAACGUGCAGGAUAUGAAGUAUUGGGUGUAUUGAUUGUGGUACAACUAAUGAUUCAAGCUGGUCUAGAAUUACGAAAACGAUGGAUACAAUACCAGGAAUUGAUGACUGUUGACCUGAUUGGCCAAAAUGAUGAUGGAACAACGGCGAUCGUGGAUGGGACCGAAAAAAUGGAAACAUCAGCUGAAAUAGAGACGGUAGAUGAUGAUGAUUUUGACUUUAUGAAUGCUUUUGACAAGGAUGAAACAAUCACUCAACCAGAAGAAUUAUCUUAUGAAGCAAUGCAAAUGUUAAAAUGUGCUUUAUGUUUGGAACCAAGAAAAAUCACUACUACUACACCAUGUGGACAUCUCUUUUGUUGGAAUUGUAUUGUUGAAUGGUGUCAAAAUAAGCCUGAAUGCCCUCUUUGUCGUAGUCAUGUCAAUACUUCUCAUUUGAUACCACUAAACAACUUUUAAAAUAUAGAUAGUAGUAGGUAUAUAGUGUUAUUCUUGAAUAAAGUAUCUACAUUUUUUUUU
This is a messenger RNA of Halteromyces radiatus, 1209 nucleotides long. Its product is annotated as Pex12 amino terminal region-domain-containing protein. Gene Ontology annotation, biological process: protein import into peroxisome matrix. The record is from RefSeq and is a predicted model, not a curated record. NCBI's taxonomy places the organism in Eukaryota, Fungi, Mucoromycota, Mucoromycetes, Mucorales, Cunninghamellaceae. The transcript is spliced from 7 exons. Gene Ontology annotation, molecular function: zinc ion binding. Gene Ontology annotation, cellular component: peroxisomal membrane. Bases 34 to 1149 code for a protein of 371 amino acids.